CCCAAACAUGACUUAUGAGACAAAUGAAGAUUGGCUGUUCAGGCCACUGCUGUAUCCAGGGUCAUUGUUGAAUUGGAAGAUGGUGCACUGCCAAAUGGAAGAUGAGCAAUACUGCAGCUAGCCCGAUGUCAGCUAUUGCCUCUUCAAGCAGUGGAAGGGGGAUAGGAAAAUCAACAAGCUUCACUCCUGAACUGCAAAGUAUGAUGUUUUCCUUAGGGGAUGCUCGCAGGCCACUUCAUGAAACAGCAGUGUUAGUGGAAGACAUUGUCCACACUCAGCUGAUUAAUUUGUUGCAGCAAGCAGCUGAAGUUUCUCAGUUGAGGGGAGCACGAGUCAUCUCUGCUGAAGAUCUUCUGUUUUUGAUGCGCAAAGAUAAGAAAAAGCUGAGAAGGCUGCUUAAAUAUAUGUUUUUCCGAGACUACAAAUCUAAAAUUGUCAAAGGCAUUGAAGAUGAUGAUCUUGUUGAAGACAAAUUCAACAGUAGCAGUGUCAACAAAAGGCAGAAACUUGCUCAAGACUUUCUCAACUCCAUUGAUCAGACUGGAGAGCUCUUAGCUAUGUUUGAAGAUGAUGAAAUCGAUGAUGUUAAGCUGGAGAGGAUGGAGAGAGCAGAAAGGCAAACACGGAUGAUGGACUCAGCCCAGUACGCAGAAUUCUGCGAAAGUCGACAGCUGAGCUUUUCCAAGAAAGCGUCCAAGUUUCGUGAUUGGUUAGACUGUAGCAGCAUGGAAAUAAAACCAAAUGCAGUUGCCAUGGAGAUUUUGGCAUAUUUAGCCUAUGAGACGGUGGCACAGUUGGUGGACUUGGCUCUCUUGGUCAAACAGGAUAUGGCUCCGAAAGCAGGUGAUCCAUUCACUCAUGCAAUAUCUGCUACUUUCAUACAGUAUCACAACUCUGCUGAGCCACAUCUCUUAGGCCAGGCCACAAGUAUGAAGACCAGUCUCGACUCCCCUGAAAAUACACCACCCCCUACACCUACUCCCCCAACGUCAGCAGGAUCACAACACCUUGGAAAAACCCAGUCUGGAGCCAUGGGGAAUGGAGGCAUUGGACAAGAUUCUACCAAAGCCAAGCAAAGAAAAAGAAAAAAGAGCUCUGCAGCCUGUGGUAUAGAGGCUCAAAGCGAUGCCAUCCAGCCUGGCCACAUCAGAGAGGCCAUUCGACGUUACGGCCACAAGAUUGGCCCCCUUUCCCCAUUCACAAGUGCCUACCGCAGAAAUGGGAUGACUUUUCUAGCCUGCUAAUAUGGAUGUGGCUGAGGCAACAGGAAAGACACUGUUAUAUUAAGGGAGUGGCUGUCAACAUCUCAGCAUUCACCAGAUUGAAACACUGAUGUCAUCGUGAAGCUUUCCAGUCACUAUGGGGCAUUGGGUCAUCUUAAGGCACUUAUGGACCUGAGUAGUCCUCUUGAUAGCAAUGGGACUAGACAAGUGCUUAAAGUUUCACACCUGCUUAAGUUCUUUAUUGGGAGGACCCAAAUCUGCUGCCGUUGAUGUCAAUGAUAACAUUUUCAUUGGAUUCAAUGGUUGAAGAACAUGCCACCACCCUUUUUUUUUUUAAUCCUGUUUUUCCACUAGGUUUUUCUUUAUUGUUUGUUUGUUUUUAAAUCUUGAGUCUUCCCUUGAUGCCUCUCGCCUCCUUCACUCUUCCAGGCUUUGCUUUCCUCGUGAGGACAUUCAUUUCUUCCCAUGACAACUGUACAAAGAUAGAACUAACCACAGAGAUGCUCAAACAGGCAAAAAGGCACCGAUCCCAAUCCUCCAUCAGGAUCUACCAGUGUCUACAAGGGCAUUUCCCUGGCCCAGGGGUCUGUUUCCAAUCCCAGAGUUGGGGGAGGUUUUGGGGGGGAGUCCACAGAAACUUUAGACUUGAGAGAUCAGAGAGAUAACUGACUCUAUUACUUCUUUACAGUAUGGCCAUCUAUUCCCAUUCCUCCUUUAUACUGUUUUUAGCUGUAUAUGUUUUCAUUGCCCUGCACUCCUGAACCCACUUCUGAAAACUAAAA
Molecule: messenger RNA, 2005 nt
Organism: Gavialis gangeticus (Gharial)
Lineage: Eukaryota; Metazoa; Chordata; Crocodylia; Gavialidae
Gene: SUPT3H
Product: SPT3 homolog, SAGA and STAGA complex component
Exons: 13
Coding region: 102-1244 (380 amino acids)
Biological process (GO): transcription by RNA polymerase II
Molecular function (GO): transcription coactivator activity; protein heterodimerization activity
Source: RefSeq, a predicted model, not a curated record